AUCAUUAUUCAGUCGUUUUCUUGAGAAGUAGCCCAUAGUGUGAAAUACAGGAUGUACUACUGCAAAAUUACACUUCUGUUUGCCGUUCUUUCCUGUGCCUCAGCAGGUUUUAUCAAUCUAUACCCGAACCACGGAGCUACUUCUUACAAUAAGAUAGUCAACAGCUAUGCUACACCUAUUUACGAAAAUCCAGAAACAGGAUAUGGUUACGGUUAUGGCGACGGAUACGGUAAUGGUAAUGGUUAUGGAUAUGGAGGAGCAUAUGAUGGAGGACAUUAUUCCUACCCCAAAUACCAAUUUUCCUAUGGAGUGAGCGAUCCCCACACUGGAGACCACAAGUCACAAGCUGAAGAACGAGAUGGCGAUGUUGUCAAAGGAUACUAUACCGUUGCUGAUCCCGAUGGAACCCUCCGUACUGUCCAUUAUGCCGCUGAUGACCAUAACGGUUUCAAUGCUGUAGUGGAGAAAUCUGGACAUGCAGUCCAUCCAGUUCCAGUAGUUGAAAAAGUUCUCAUCGCCCCUGUUUACCACAAGCCAGUUUAUGGCGUGUAUGGAAAUGGAUACGGCAAUGGGUAUUACGGACAAGGCUACGGGCAUGGGUAUGGAAAUGGGUAUGACCAAGGAUACGGUUCUUAUGGACAUGGAGGUGGUUACUACUAAUCUCACUGAUGUCGAUGAAUUGCCCAUCAUAUAUUAAUUAUAUCCUUCCUGUAAAUAUGUUAUUAUUAUCUAACAAUAAAGUUGCAUUCGAUUCAUGAUAAACAUA
Molecule: messenger RNA, 766 nt
Organism: Leptinotarsa decemlineata (Colorado potato beetle)
Lineage: Eukaryota; Metazoa; Arthropoda; Insecta; Coleoptera; Chrysomelidae
Cellular component (GO): extracellular matrix
Source: RefSeq, a predicted model, not a curated record